UCCCUGAUGGACGUGCUCGCCGGGCGGAAGACGACGGGCACGAUCGUGGGCGAGGUCCGCUUCAACGGCGCCACGUGCUUGAAGAAGAACAUCAAGCACCUCUGUGGCUAUGUCGAACAGUUUGACAAUCUCGUGCUCAGCGUCGAGCAGAUGCUCAUGUACACCGCCGAGCUCAAGCUGCCCGCGCUGACGCGGGCGCAGAAGCGCGAGCGGGUGGAGGAGGUAAUCGCGCAGCUGCGUCUCGAGGGCUGCCGCAAGACGGUCAUUGGCGGCGAGCUCGUCAAGGGCAUCUCGGGCGGGCAGAAGAAGCGUGUCAACAUCGGCCUCUCGCUCAUCACGCGGCCGCCCGUGCUCUUCCUCGAUGAGCCAACGACCGGCCUCGACUCGGCGAUGGCGGACGAGGUGUGCGCAGUCAUGUCCCUCCUCGCCGCGCAGGGCCGUACCGUCGUCGCGACCAUCCACUCGCCGACUGCGAGCGCCUUCUCGCUCUUCGACGACCUUCUCAUGCUGCGCGACGGGCAGCUCGUCUACGCCGGAGAGUGCGGCGACGCCGCCGCCGACUACUUUUCGAAGCGGGUCGGGCUGCGGCCGCUCGAGAUGGGCGAGUCGAUGCCGGAGUGA
Emiliania huxleyi CCMP1516 is the source of this 621-nucleotide messenger RNA. RefSeq lists its product as hypothetical. The annotation marks the transcript as partial. NCBI's taxonomy places the organism in Eukaryota, Haptophyta, Isochrysidales, Noelaerhabdaceae. The record is from RefSeq and is a predicted model, not a curated record. The transcript is spliced from 3 exons. Gene Ontology annotation, molecular function: ATP hydrolysis activity; ATP binding.